Messenger RNA from Lynx canadensis (Canada lynx), 396 nucleotides. RefSeq names its product profilin-1-like. Gene Ontology annotation, molecular function: actin binding. The record is from RefSeq and is a predicted model, not a curated record. Gene Ontology annotation, biological process: actin cytoskeleton organization; positive regulation of actin filament bundle assembly; regulation of actin filament polymerization. Gene Ontology annotation, cellular component: cytoplasm. NCBI's taxonomy places the organism in Eukaryota, Metazoa, Chordata, Mammalia, Carnivora, Felidae.
AUGACCAGGUGGAGCACUUAUAUCAACAACUUCAUGGUUGGUGGGACCUGUCAGGACAUAGCCAUUGUGAGCUGUAAGGACUUGCCCUCCAUUUGGGCAGCAGUCUCCAGAAAAACCUUUGCCAACAUCAUGCCAGCAAAGGUUGGUGUCCUGGUUGGCAAAGGCCAAUCAAGUAUUUUUGUGAAUGGGAUGGAACGUGGAGGCCAGAAAUGUUCUCUUACCUGGGACUCACUGUUUCAGGAAUCGGAAUUUACCAUGGAUGUUCAUACCAAGAGCACUGGGGGAUCUUCCACUUUCAAAGUCACUGUCACCACGACUGACAAGACAUUAGUCCUUCUGAUGGGCAAAGAAGGUGUACACAGUGGUACGAUCAAGAAAUGUUAUGCAAGGAGUUAA